AUGGUCCCCGGCUCCACGACUUUCCCAUCUUGCGAUGCAGGAAUGCAGGAAAGUGCAGCUCGCGAGCACUAUGGGUUACUCUCAGCGGAGAAGCUCCAGGCCUUCAGGCAGUGGAUGUGCUGUUUCUGUGUCUGCGUCUUCGACCUGGAGCAAGGACAGCAGCUGGAACUGGAAAUGCCAGGCGAAAGCCCUCUGUCUGAGGAGGAUCGUCAACUAUUGCGGUACCUUGCGUUCCCGGAUUCAGGACCCAGCCGCCUGACAUCUGUCGAAACAGCGGUGUUUCCCUUUCGUUUCCGCCGGGGAAGUGGCGCAUCUCGAGGUCGCAGUGGCCAAGCAAGCAGGGAGUUGAUGCUGAAGCAGGAGGAUUUCUGGUAUGCUGCAGCUUACUUCCAGCAGCAGCCAGAUGAGGCAAGCAAACGGCAUUGUGUGCAGCGCAGCCUUGUGGUUGUCUCCCAGCAUGGCUUUCUGGCUUUCUGGGCUGCGUUGGUGACGGAGGUCGGCAAGCACUUCCAGGAGCGGGGACCUGAUGUCCUCGAAGAAGUCGUGUCAACUAUCGCAAGUUGGCCUUCACCUCCUGCAGGCUUGGAAGGAGCAACGCCUUUGCAGUUGCCUUUGCUGGGUGGCGUAUUGGAGUUCUUGCCCAUGGUACCGGUCCGUUCGACGCCGGCAGAUGGCAGCCUGGUGACGGCAGCUCCGGUUGUGCCGGAACCAGCCUAUCAAUGGUCCUCGCUGGCAUGCACGGGAGCAUGGUCAGCCAGGUUGUCUGGCAAUGUUCAGGCACUGCAGCAGAAGAGGGCCGGGGAGGCACAGGCGGCAGCGUGGGCGUCGGUUGCAACCGAGGAAUUGACCUUCGUCGCCAAAUCAUUGGGUUUGACCUCAGGGGCCCCACGAGGAUCUCCAAUGCCGUGGAAACCGUACACGGCUUUUGCACCAUUCGCAGAUUGUCUGUGGCAGUUCUGGGAGCUUGCACUGUGCGGGGAACCCUUGCUAAUUUUCUCGCCGGAUUACCCCACACAGGUUGCUGAAGCAGUCCUAGCUGUGGCCUCCCUCAUUGCUCCGGUGGAUUACAGUGGAGAUUUCCGCCCGUACUUCACGAUUUACGACGGUGAUUUCGAACAUUAUCGUCAGCUGGUGCAAAGCAAUGCGAUCUCGUCGAAGGCUGUUGUAUUUGGCGUGACAAACCCGGUGAUGUUGCAGUUGCUCGCCGACUUCCCCACGGCAAUCUUGUUGCAACCUCGCCACCGUGAGGAGGCCGGUACCCAGUCGCAAAUUCCAGCCCCUGCAGCUUCACAAGAGGUGUUGCUGGAGACUCCUUCCGGGGACAGGCUGCAGCGAGCUCGCCGAGUCCUUGGGAGUCGUGGGUAUGCACAGUCGGAGUCGUCCCAGACCGGCUUGGGGGUCCUGGAUGCAGACGCAGAACUCCUGCAACUCAUCAAGGCGCCUGACUGCCUGGAUCGGGAUGGCACCGUGCUGCGUUAUUUUUACGAGCUAACGCUGGCAUUUCUUCGUCCGUUUCUACCCCACCUUCAAGCUUUGACAAGUGCGGAAGGUGUCACGUUCGACUCGAGCUCCUUCCUUGCUUCACUGCAGCCGGUCGGCCCCUUCUCGCAAAUCUCACGGAACGAUUGUCAGAACCUGUACUCUCGUUUCAUCCGAGGAGUAAACUUCAAGCCCUGGUUGGCGAAGCAGGUCUCGACAUCCUCUCAGCGGCGUGAGGACACUACCUCGGCGGCUGCUGCUGUGAUGGCAGGACAUGCAAUGGGGAACGUUGGCACGGGUGAUGUGGAUGAAGCCCACCGGAGCGAUGUGAACUCUCCAGGCCUCGACGAUUCGAGCCCCACAAAGCCGACAGCUUCGCAGAAGAAAUUGCCUUUGCACAUCGAUGCCACUAUGCAUGCAGCUGUAGAAAGUUCCAGGGCAGAAGCUUUUGCGGACACCAUUUGGAAAAGGCGCACAUACCCUCCCCGCUCUCGCCUCAAACUACCUGCCACAUUUUUCGUUUUCCAAGAGGUGGACUGGACCCUUAUCCACCACUUUGUGGACAGGACCCGCGCGAAGAAGGCGUGGCGAGAAUGCGAAGAGCACAUCUGGAUCAUGCCUGGAGAUGAGAUAUACCCCAUUGAAGGCCGCGUGGGCCUGAAGCGCAGCUCCCUUUGCUGGCUCCAUUUGUCCUGUGCGCAGCGCUUGGGCCCUCCGCCCGUGCCGCACUGCAAGCACUUCGUGCGUUCCGGAUGCUGCCUCUACGGGGAGAAUUGUUUCUUUGUUCACCCCCCAGAGGCUGGCCUUGAGGCCCUCCAACGGCAGCGGCAUCGCGCGCAGCAGCCCAACGCCAAGAUUGCAAACCGUGGGGAAGGGCGGCGGAAUGCAGUAAAGAACUACAGCAAAGCCUCGGUCUUGAGAAGGUGGCUCCUGGAUACUUUCGGAGUGCAGCGAUUGCGCACCGGCAGUGGUGUGUUGGAUGUUGCCGGCGGGAAGGGCGAGCUGGCAUGGGAGCUCCUGAACCUGAACUUGAUUCCUGCAGCGGUGCUGGAACCUCGCUUGCUGGAGCUUCAGUCCGUCGAACGUAAGUGGCGAGGUGGCAUCUACUGGCGCAACCCAAUAUUCCACAGCCACCUGCAUUGUGCUCAUGACUCGUCUCUUGUGCCGAAGGCACCUGCGCACUUGCGUUUGCUGCUCACGCCUGCUCUGGUCAGUUGGCUCUGCAGCUUCCGCAGUGAUGGCAGACCUGAUGGCGACCUGGGAAACCUGAGUGCCUUUACUGAAGCGCACACGAAAGCAGCUGACCUUCGGUGGACGCGGAAAGGUCUCCGCAUGCAUGAAGACGGCGAGGCUUGUGAAGCACUCGGCGGCGAGGUUGAAGAGGACGGUCAUGAAGACAUGACGGACGACGCGACAAAAGAGCUGCCAAACCCAGGAGAAGGCUUGGUUCCACCAGUCGAGAUGCCUGAAGACUUCCAGCUUAUUUGCCAACUCGCAGCGGACAGCAAGGAUUGCAUUCUCAAUUGCAGUGCCGUUGUGGCGCUGCACCCUGAUCAAGCAGCCGAGCCAGCGAUACGUCUGGCCCUGGCCCUGCAGAAGCCCUGCGCUGUAGUGCCCUGCUGCGUCUACUCUGCAGGCACGGGUCUUACUGCAUUUCUCCGAAGAUUCAGCCGAAUAGAUCUUUGCCGGGAUGUUCAAGAUGUGAAAACAGGGCAGGAAUGCCAUCGUUGCAGGAUGUUACAAGGUGAUGAUUUUUGA
Molecule: messenger RNA, 3237 nt
Organism: Symbiodinium natans
Lineage: Eukaryota; Dinophyceae; Suessiales; Symbiodiniaceae
Source: the annotation of a GenBank genome assembly